Molecule: messenger RNA, 2115 nt
Organism: Mustela erminea (ermine)
Lineage: Eukaryota; Metazoa; Chordata; Mammalia; Carnivora; Mustelidae
Gene: DNASE2B
Product: deoxyribonuclease 2 beta
Exons: 4
Coding region: 605-1075 (156 amino acids)
Biological process (GO): apoptotic DNA fragmentation
Molecular function (GO): deoxyribonuclease II activity
Source: RefSeq, a predicted model, not a curated record
AAUAGGAAUACUGCCCUCACAUACACAGCAGGAAGCGUAGGGUUCCUGGAACAUAAGACAAAGCUGCGCGUGGUUGAGAAUGGGCUUCCUGUUCCCCUGUCUUUCGUGGCACAAAAUUCAUAUUGAUAGGGAAGCUGCCUAUUAGGAGAAUGGAUGACUUUUCAUGUGUAUUAAUGAAAGCUCUGUAUCGCAGUCUGGGUGGCUGGUAGAAAUGUUGUGAGCAUUUACGAGCGUAAGAAUGACACCGUUAUAACCCUAGUGUGUUUCUGCAGAAUAACAACACAGCCUAUCUACUCUACAAUGAUGGGGUCCCUACCUCUGUGAAUUACAGCCGAAAGUAUGGACACACUAAAGGCUUACUGCUGUGGAACAGAGUCCAGGGAAUCUGGCUGAUUCAUUCUAUUCCCCGGUUUCCUCCAACUCCUGAAGAAGGCUAUGAUUAUCCACCCACAGGAAGAAGACACGGGCAAACUGGCAUCUGCGUAACUUUUAAGUACAACCAGUAUGAAGCAAUAGGUAACACUAGAAUUCUCAGCUCUUGAUCCAUAACCCAAACAUUUAUAGCUGUUCCAUCCCCGCCAUCUUUCACCAGGAGCUCGUUCACAUGCCCCAGCUGUGCUCUGGUUCUAGCUCGUCAGAGAUCCCCGGCAAGCACCUCACCGCACUUCAGUCAGCCCGGGGCCAAAAAUUCCUCCAUUUUGCAAAGUCGGAUUCUUUCCUUGAUGACAUCUUUGCAGCCUGGAUGGCUCAACAUUUGAAGACACACUUGCUAACAGAAACCUGGCAGCGAAAGAGACAAGAGCUUCCUUCAAAUUGCUCCCUUCCUUACCAUGUCUACAAUGUCAAAGCAAUUAAGAUAUCUGGACAGUCUUAUUUCAGUUCUUACCAGGAUCAUGCCAAGUGGUGUGUUUCCCAAAAGAGGACCAAAAAUCGCUGGACCUGUAUUGGAGACCUAAAUCGGAGCCCAUACCAAGCCUUCAGAAGUGGAGGGUUCAUUUGUACCCAGAAUCAGCUUAUUUACCGUGCAUUUCAAGGACUGGUUUUGUAUUAUGAGCCCUGUAACUCAACUUGGUGAAAGGACAUAAGUACUAUCAUUUUCACUGCUGACAAUGAGUCUUCUUCCAUAAGAUCCAUUAUAUAUCAAAAGCCUGUGAAUGUAGCUGUACUCCACAUAUCAUCAAAUAAAAUGCUUUUCUACCAUGUUUACCAUUUUAUCUUCCACUUAGUGGCAAUUUAUCUACUUUGUAUUUAUAUGUCAUAAACAUAAAUGAUUAUACAUUACUAAAGUGAGAAUGGAUGGAGUGGAAGAAAAAAUAUUCUCUGUUGUUCAUAGAUCGACAGGCUAUCUCCCAGAUUAAUUGCACCUCCUUCAUAAAGAUUUCCUGACUCUUCUCAUUCUUUGCUGAAGGAAAAAAAUUUCUCUGUGUAUCUCAUACUAUUUAGUCACAUUCUUCUUAAAGUUCUUUUCACUGGUUUAUGGUUGAGUUUUAUUUGUUAUUCUCACUGCUGCUCCUUACUCAUCUUAUGAUCUGAGGCCAUUUACUUGAACUCUCAGAGCUUUGCUUUUCUCAUCUGAGACAUGCAAAUAAUAAACAUUUUCCAAAAAAAAAAUGUUUCAAAGUCAGAUUAGGAGGAAAAAGUGAAACAACCUACCAACUUGGGAGUAAAUAAAGAAGAGUAACAUAAAUAAAUCCUAAUCAAACCUAACAAUCUUCAUUCCAGUGUGCUUCAUUUUGGGAGUUCUGGUCACUAAAUACAACUGUGCUAUGAAUAAACAGUAAUAAAUUUGCAUUAAGAACUACUUGCUUAAUAGAACUUGAAAUACAGUUUCCAAUUUCGAGAAAAUUAUAAUCUAACAAAAGUAAUCAUAACAGUAACAUAAUAAGGCCAGCAUUUAUUGAGCAUUUACCAUGUAGUGAACAGUCAACCUAUAUUUUCUUACUUGAUCUUCAUCAUGAUACUAUGCGAUAGAAAUUAUUAUAUCCCCAUUUUACUGACAAGGAAACUGAAGCCUACAAAGCUUCAGUAAAUUGCCCAAUAUUAUAGAGGUCUAUCUGCUCUCUAAGCCUAUGCGCUUUACUCCUAUUCCAAGACACAAUAAAAUAAAAUGAUGCA